CUGUUUCCUUUCUUCGCUUCCUUUCCGAACCUUCACGACCUCGUAAGUUGCUGGCUCAGUUGGUCUUUUCUUUUAAUUAUCUAUAUCCGCUGUUUACUUUUCGCUUCUUUUCCUCAAAAGGAGUUUCACUCCUUCUUUCUAUCGCAGACAUACUAUUGUAAUUUUUGAAUUCUUCUUCAGCCAUCAAUGGACCCGGCCUUGCAAUUGUCUAGAGCCGGCCAAAUGCAACCCGCCCAUGUCAUUGUCAAUGCACCCUAGUAACAUCGAAAUGUCGAGCCGCAACUUACAUCCCACCUAUUAUCAUUUGAAGCUUCCAGUCGUCUACAAGCUCCCUCUACUUCCAGGUUUUAAGACUUCAGCAGCCUUCCUUACCUCUUUGUCCGCGAACCUUCGUCUUCCUGAUGACGACUUCCUAUCUUCGACAGCCACUGGCAUUCCGUUCCACCCAUUCGGCGCUUUAGCCCACGACGUAGCGUAUAUUUCUCCCUCCUUAUUGUCUUCCACGACAUUACCCUCCUCACCUUCCUCGCUUUCAUCCGGUACUCUAUCCUCCGCAAGCUCGGUAUCAGGCGACAACCACCCACCACGACGUCGCCGAAGAGCCGGCAGCGCAGGUUCCGGGCAUGGUUCGCGACGUAACAGCCAUGGAAGCCUCAAUGUGAUCUGGCACACCCUCAAGAAAUCCUCCUCGUCCCCAGCCGGCCUCUCCUUUCUGCAGACCCCCCUGAACCCCACGCGAAUCGCCUCUUCAUCCUACCCACCAGUUUCCCCCCCCCAUAUCCCAACCUCAAGCACCACCACCGAUGCCGCACUCUCCCUGCUCGGUUCUACCAUUCUCUCCCAACGCGCCGCAGCAACGCGAAUCUUACUUCUACAUCCUCUUAAUAUCACCAUUUUCUCCUUACCCCUAUUCCUCGCCCUCCACAUCCUACACUACGUCGGCUCCACCGCCUCCACGCUCUUCUCGACUUUCCUCCUCUCGAUCGCCGCCGCCGUCGCCACUGCCUGGCUGAUGACCCGUGGCUACUCCACCGCCGCCACCUCGUUCCGCUCGUCCGCCGACGCCUGGCUUGGCGACGACGCGCUCUUCGUGUCUACCAAUCACUGGGGCCAGGUUGUCGGUGCCGCCGUUGUGUGCUGGGUGUCGGAUACGCCGGCUUCGCGACCGGGGAGUAGUCACGGACAUGCGCACUCCUGGUCGUCUGCGUCGAACGGGAGCAGCAGCGGGAAAGGGACGGGCGGGGGGAAGCGUCGGAGGAAGGUUGGGAGGGGGGAGAUCCGUGCUUGGGCGGUGGCGGAGGAGUGGAGAGGGCGGGGAGUAGGGAGGGGGUUGUUGGCUGGGGUGGCGGAGUGGGUGGAAGGGAAGGGUGGGGUUAGGGUGGAGUUUGCGGAGGAGCACUUCGCAAGCCAACGAGUCCUUCCUCAGUAUUACGAUACACCUUUCGAACGCCGCGAUCAACGAGCAUAUACCGCUUUGCAGCAUGUUCUGGAUGACGGAGGCUAUUUCGUGAAGAGAAGGAGCUUCGGCCGUUGAUGAAUGAUGUUAUGACUUUGUUUUUUGACGAUUUUAUGGUUGGAUUGAUACCCACUGGACGACAUUCACUGCCUGGACGAAGGACUUUCACUAUGUUGGUGAUGAGCGAAAUGCUACUACUUGAAUGAUUUAAGCGUUGGCUUCAACGAUACCCCGUUACAUAGGACGAUGAAUAUUUGAGCUACGGGCACGCUAUACGGAGACCUCAAUAUAUCAUGAUAUGACGCUUUUGUACGAAUGAGUUCUUGGCGAUCGCUGAAACUAGACUCACGAUUGGAGAAUGGAAUUGUGAUGUCCGAAAACCUAUUACAAAUAAUAUUAAGGUAUCAAUCUCCC
Molecule: messenger RNA, 1870 nt
Organism: Eremomyces bilateralis CBS 781.70
Lineage: Eukaryota; Fungi; Ascomycota; Dothideomycetes; Eremomycetales; Eremomycetaceae
Exons: 3
Coding region: 236-1534 (432 amino acids)
Molecular function (GO): acyltransferase activity, transferring groups other than amino-acyl groups
Source: RefSeq, a predicted model, not a curated record